This is a messenger RNA of Portunus trituberculatus (swimming crab), 8234 nucleotides long. RefSeq names its product toll-like receptor Tollo. The transcript is spliced from 3 exons. Gene Ontology annotation, molecular function: protein binding. The coding region runs from base 1453 to 6105 and encodes 1550 amino acids. Gene Ontology annotation, biological process: signal transduction. The record is from RefSeq and is a predicted model, not a curated record. NCBI's taxonomy places the organism in Eukaryota, Metazoa, Arthropoda, Malacostraca, Decapoda, Portunidae.
ACACACACACACACACACACACACACACACACACACACACACACACACACACACACACACACACACACACACACACACACACUCAGCAUAUGCAUUUCCCACGCCUCCACACGCCUGCCUGGCCGCCCACCGGAGCAUGUCAGCGCAUCUGCAGAAUCUCCAACUGUUCGUCCCGCGCCAAAGACUUGUAUGACAUUCCGCUCUGCCGGCGAUCCGCCACAAUGCCCUGGACUCUGGCCGCUUUAGUUCUUGUCGUCACGAUAUUUCCAUCUCUCCCUUGCCGGGCCGUCUACUACAGCUUGGCGGGACAGGCCACACCAAGGGCCACUUCGCCUCUCACAAGCUCCUCCUCUCCCACACACAAGAUCAUCUCGUACACACGGUUCUCCUUCAGUGAGGCAAGUCACGGACCGGUUCUGCUCCCCGCCCGAGCUGGCAACCCCACUGGAACCAAAACACAGGAAGCUCCAAUCUUUCCAGGCAGUGAUGGCUCGGUCGCAGUGCUGAGCGGUCGAGGGGAGAGAGCGGGGGCUGCCACCUCGGCGCAACAAGUCUUGGCCACAGCACUCUGAGCCUCACUGACUGGUGACUUGUAAGGCUGGGAUGUCUGGCCACGGUGACUCGAAGGACGGCUGCUUUGCCUUACACUGAGCAGUAACAUCAGUUAGCCGGGACGUGACAGGACCUGUUGUGUGUGUAGCGUCGCUCACUUUACUUACUCGCCACUUCCUCGGGGACUCAGGCGCGUCUCUGAGCGGGAACAGUAUUUUUAGUCUUGUUAACUGAAUACCAAAGAGGUGUGAGGCCCCAAGUGUGAGGGCAGUGUGGAAGGCGUGCGCCCUUUACCAGUUCAAGGGCGGCAGUCACGGAAAAUACAGUUAAGAGUGACGAAAAACUUGCUGCUCGACCAACUCGCUCCUGCUGGUGAACUCCUAAGAAGGUCGUGAUAUUGAGUGACUCUGGCGGGACUUUCAUCAGUGGACGGAGGGCGAGCCAGCCACCACGAGCCGCUGCUCCGAGUGAUACAAGAAAUACAGUGUUUUGUCUCGGGAGUCUGGGAAGAGUGACGUGAAGCAAAGUAAUACCUGAAAGAAAAAAAAUAAAGAUGAUUUCCUACCUGAUGCAAGACUUUUAUAGAUAUUAUCACCUCCUGCCCGCGAUCACAGGAGUAAAAGUGAUCAAUAUAAACGAGUAGUGUGUGUGUGUGUGUGUGUGUGUGUGUGUGUGUGUGUGUGUGUGUGAGUGCGUGUGCGUGUAGCGGUGUGUCCUGGCAUCCUGACGGGCCCCAGCAAGUGUCACGUCGUUGCCACGCUGCUCACCCCCAUGGCCUGAGGACCCACGCCCUUAACCAGCUCCAGAGGGUGCCAGGGGGACGCAGCUCUCUCUCCGCCAUGGUCUUCUGACGGUGGACUGCCCGCACCGAGACACCCGCAGGACCUCGCGAGCAGAGCCAUGAUGGUGUGGCGAGGAGCGAGGAGGGCGGCCCGUGUGGAGUGGCAGAGGGUGGUGGUGAUUUUGGUGGUAGCUAUGGUGACGGUAGCAGUAGCGGGCGACUCUCCAUCACCACUCUUCUCUGCCUCUUCCUCCUCCUCCUCCUCCUCCUCCUUCUCUUCCCCAUCCCUCCACGAAGACGCCGCUCACAACGCGACCAUAAAAACACCCCCAAAGUGCCACUGGACGUCCCCUCAGGUCCUGGAGUGCCAAGUGAGGAUUCUGGACGACACGCUGGGCAGGCAGGUGGUCAAGGGGCACUGGGAGACUCUCAACCACUCCAGAGGUCAAGAGGUGGUGCCCAGGUCGCCGUGGCACAGCGGAGGUGACCCCAGACACGCUCGAGAGCUGACGGUGGAGUGUAGCAGAGUCCAUUACUUCCAGUCACUGCUCACCACUCGAACUUUCCAGGGCGUGGAAGGCGUGGAGGUGCUGAGGAUCCACCGUUGCAAGAUUGACAGUCUGCUGCCGGGGUCGCUGGAGGGCUUGACUCGCCUGCGGGUGCUGGAGGUGGCCACCCACAACGAGGACUGGGCGGCGCUGGCCCUGGAGAUGGUGGAGGGGUCGCUGCCCCCCACCCUGGAGCGCGCCUCCCUCGCCCACAACAACAUCUGGACGCUGCCUCCCCGCGCCCUCUGUGGCCCCGCCGCCCUCCACCACCUUAACCUGUCCUUCAACAGACUGCAGGACGUGUUGGAGCUGGGAUUCUCCGACCAGCCGUUGGACACACGCGCCCUUAACGUCUCCAACACCACCUUCAGCAUGCAUUCGGGGUUUUCUGCUGUCGAGGAGGAAGUUGGCGGGGACGGGUGUGGCCACGCCCUGCAGGAGCUGAUCCUCGAUCACAAUGACCUUGUAAGGCUUCCCCCGGGGAGCUUUCGUACCCUGGGUGGCCUCAGGGAACUCCACCUCCGAAAUAAUGAUAUCAGGCUCAUAGCGAGUGAAGCCUUCCGGGGCAUGGCAGCCUUACAAGUCCUUUAUCUCUCCAAUAAUCAUAUAAUCGCUCUCCAGAAUGGAACCUUUUCCGAGAACAGGGUGUUAGAGAGGAUCCACCUCAACAAUAACUCCCUGACGGCUCUGAGUCCGGGGGUUUUCCGGGGUCUGUUGGAGCUGCAGGUGCUGAACCUUUCCGAUAAUAACCUUUACUUGGACUCGAGCCACGACGACCUGCUGCGUGGCCUGCGGCGACUCGUCAUCCUUGACUUGUCUCGUAACGCCCUGACCACCAUCACGCAGCAUCUGUUCCGUGACCUCACUUCUCUACAGCGCCUCGAUCUCUCCCACAACACCAUCCAAAAUCUCGAGGACGACAGCUUCACCUCCCUCUCCAACCUGUACGCUAUCGACCUCUCCCACAACCUGAUCCUGAGCCUCGGGGAGGGCAGCCUUCGGGGUCUGGUGGGCCUCAGUCUCCUACACCUCAUCAAUAACUCCUUGAUAGAGCUUCAUCCCCACACUUUCCGUCACAGCUCCAACCUGAAGGAGGUGUUUCUUGCAGACAACCACCUACAAGUUAUCCCGACGGCGCUGGAGAACCUCUCGUUUAUAAAGGUUCUGGACGUGAGCAGGAAUGAAAUCGCCAGCUUUCAGCCCUUCAUGUUCGGCGGCCUGAGCAACCUGGAGAUUCUGAACGUGAGUUACAACAAAAUGAAUGGCAUCUCGGAGGGCGCGCUUGCAGGCCUCGUCUCGCUCCAGGUCCUGGAUUUGCGGGACAAUCAGAUGAGGACGGUGAGUGAAGGGUCAUUCAAGGGGAUCCCGCGCGUGAGGACGCUGACGCUGAUGAGAAACGAACUCAGCGACAUAAACGGAGUCUUCGCGGGGCUGGAGCACCUCAGGACGUUAGAUUUGUCUCACAACAACAUUAAGAUGUUUGACUACGCCUUCAUCCCCCGCCAGCUGCAGACCCUCGACCUGAGUCACAACAGGAUUGAGCAGCUUGGAAACUUCUUCAAGGUGCACAACGUCCUCACCCUGGAGGUCCUGGACGCCAGCCACAACGCCAUCAGGAAACUUACAGAGGUGUCUCUCCCCAACACCAUCCGAAGGGUCGUGCUGCACCACAACAACAUCAGCCGCGUGCUGCCCAACACCUUCGGGGACAAGGCCGGCGUGCACGACAUUGAUCUGCGGGUGAAUGUUAUCCAGAGACUCAAUCCGAAGUCGAUUAGUGUCCGAGGCACCGUCGGUCAUCCCACCAACGCUCGGGUCUUGCUUGCAGGGAACCCGCUGGUGUGUGACUGUGAGAUGGAGUGGCUGCACGGCUCCUCGGACACUGCCAUCACCACGCCGGAGCCCACCGAGGUCACUUAUCUACAGCCUCGCAUUGACGACCUCGUUCACGUCACCUGCACCCUCCUGCACUCCCGCGGCGGCCCAUCAGUGAUGACCCGUGUCCUCGACACCUCCCGUGAGAACUACCUGUGUCCCUACGCCACCCACUGCUUUGCGCUGUGUCACUGCUGUGACUUCAUCGCCUGUGACUGCCAGAUGAAGUGCCCGGACGCCUGUUCUUGUUUCCGUGACGACACUUGGUCCAUGAACCUCGUAGACUGUUCCGGCGGCCGCCUGGAUCGCCUCCCGGACCGCAUCCCCAUGGACGCCACCGUGGUGCUGCUGGAUGGCAACAAUCUGCAGGUGCUGCACGCCCACCACUUCAUCGGCCGCCACAGCAUCCAGCAGCUCUUCCUUAACAACUCACAGAUUCAGACUCUUCAGAACCGCACUUUCCAUGGCCUCAUUUCUCUCCACAUUCUUCAUCUGCAGGACAACAUGAUCGUUCACCUCAAUGGGUUCGAGUUUUUUGGUCUGCAGCGUCUGAAGGAACUCUACCUUCAAAACAACCGCCUUUCUUUUGUUAAUAACGCAACUUUUCUCAGCCUCAAGAGUCUGGAAGUCCUGCGGCUGGACAAUAACUUCCUCAUAGACUUCCCCGUGUGGCUCCUUGCUCACAACCACCACCUCACCACCGUCUCUCUGGCCAACAACCCCUGGGACUGUGACUGUCGUUUCGUGGAGUUGCUCAGGCAGUGGCGUGAAGAGAAGCCUGGACAGCUGCUUGCCCCCGAGGAAGUGUUUUGUCUGUACGGGGACUCCGGCAUGGUGGGGCCCAACAUAGUGCUGCCUGAGUAUUCGUGUGUCAAGAGUCAGCAGAGGGUCACUCAAUAUCAAUUUGGACAGAGGCAGCUGCCCUUUCUGGCGGGCGGCCUGUGUGGCGGCGUGGCGCUCAUCAGUGCCCUGGUGGUCGUGGCCAUGCUGGUGGCUCGCAGGAAGGCGGCUGCUGCCAACAAGCUGGGGAUUAACAGCCCGCCAUCGUAUUGUCAGGAGGAAGACGGCAAGGUAUUUGAUGCCUACAUUAGCUACAGCACCUUCGAUGCCUCCUUCGUGCGUGAUGUCAUUGCCACCAAACUGGAGAACAAUUGCCCAAGUUAUAAGCUUUGUCUUCACUCUCGUGACUUCAGCGAGAAUAGUCGCCUCUCUGAGUUCAUAACACAGUCACUCAACUUCAGCAGACGGACCAUCAUCGUACUCUCCAAGAACUAUGUGGAUCACGAGUGGAAAAACUCCACUUUUAAGAAGGCGCACGUGGACGGUCUGCGUGAUAACGACAUGAACCUUAUCGCUGUGUACUACGACAAUGUGUCCUACUCGGCCUUCGACGCGGACUUGAAGGCGGUGGUGCGGCGGUGCUCCAAGCUGCGGUGGGGCGACAAGCACUUUUGGAGGAAACUGGUGGAGCUGAUGCCGCAGCGGCAGACCUACACCGGCCUGCCUGUCUACAUGUCUGAUAACUCUUACAAGUCGGCCACGCUUCCAGCCGUCGUGCCACCGACGACCCUGCCGCUCCCCUCCUCCUCCUCCGUCCUCACCUCCACCACAGGCCUCACCACGCCCUCCGAGGUUGACCGCAGAACCUCCUAUUUGACAGAGCCUCCGGCUACCUAUAAGGCUCCGCCGCCGCCGCGCCCCUGCUGCUCCCCGCCAACGUGUGACUACAUCGUGAUGCAGGGCCGAGACUGUAGGGACCCUCACUGCACGUGUCGCCGUCACUCGCACGCCGCUUACACCUUCAUCGAUGGCGACAGUUCUUCCCUGCACACCUACACCUCCCUGGAGCCCUUCACCGGUCCCAGUCCCCACCACAUGCCGGUCCCUGCCCCUGCGCCCCCUACCUCCACCCCUAAUCAUGUGCCCCGCCCGCCCUCCGCCAGUAGUGAUCAUUACAGCGCUAUCGACGCUCCGCUGAGGAGGAGUGGCCGGGCUAGCAAGCGCAAGAAAAAGCGACCCCAGAGCCAGACUUACUCUCCGCCCUCUACAGAGGAUGUCGCCGAAAACUACGUCAAGGAAGCUGUGCCCGAGCAGCCUCCCAUGGGCACUGGCACCUUCAGGCGAACCAAGAGCCUCAGAGUGAAGCGUGCCGCGGCCGAGAGACACAGCGACUACUCCACAGACCACUCCAGCGACCGUUCCAGUGGCAGAUCCUUUGAUCACUCCGUGACUUCAGGAGCAGCAGCAGCAGCAGCAGCAGCAGGAUUUGAUCCCCACAGUGCCCUUUACACGGGUCUUGCCGACUCUCCGCCCGACCCCAAUCUGAACUCCGAGGAAUGCUUUGUUUAGUCUAGUCCAUCGCUGCCGCUGUCAGGAGCAGCAGCAUCAGUAUCGGCAGCUGAGCGCGGAAGCAACAACAGCAGGAACAGGAACCAGCAGCAGUGACACGCGGCGCCCGAUCCUCAUCUUGCUGUAUUGAUGGGCGGCCGCUUAGUGGAACCUUCACUCAAGCCUGCUGCCUGCUCCCUGCCGCCUGCCGUGUGGUUCCUCCCUUGGCGAGCGUCCCGCCAGCAGGGUGCCUCGCUGAUAUUCUAACAGUGUACGAGCCGUCCCGUUGAUUGUAAGUCACCCUUCAUUACCCUCACUUUUGAAGUCAGAAAUGUUAUCCCGGGCGCCGCCUGCCGGUGCUGGAUGGGAGGGGCUGCCGCCGCCGCCGCCGCCGCCGCCGCCACCGCCGCCGCCGCCGUCCCGAAUCCGCCUCGACGCCUGGCGCAUCACUCCUUCCCUCGAGGUUCGGGGCGUCCGUGGGUCACCUGGGGCCGCGCCCCUACUCAGGAGGCGCUCCGGUGGUCCGCCUCUAGUUUUGGGCGUGAGGGAGAGCAUCGCCUGUGUCCACCUAGCCGCACUGCCAGGCCGCGUGGUGUGGCAGCCGUUCCCCUCCGACCCGCCCCGCCGCCCCGCCGCCCCUCGCACCGCCAAACAAGGGAAGGAGGCGCGCCCCGCACCUCCGAGAACACCGCCACUGUAGUGUUGUAGUCCCGCCGUGACAACGCCAGUCGUUUCAAUCCUCAAGAACUACCUCUCGUGGAGUUUCUAAUAAGAACGCAUCUUGAAAUACUGAAGAAAGAACAGUUAAAAAGGUAUUUAAAUAUUACCCAGAUGAUCUUCUGUUGUUUUUUUUUCUGAAAUAAACCAAAGAAAAAGACAAAAAAAUGCACAUACCGUAACGCACCAAGCACGUGUCCGGUGAGUCCCGCCACAAAUGUCACGUCGAGGAACCUUGUGAAUUGUGUGUGGUGGGAGGCGAGUGUUCAGUGUGUGAAUUAUGUGCCAGAGUCAGAAUAAACUUGGCGGCAGUGUCUUGUGUUGAGCCGAGCACGUGGGAGGCAGGGAGGAGGAUCUAGACCUUUGUUCCACCACCCCGGCACCAUCUGUCUUUCUCAUCUGUUCCUCAAUCUUACCACAGCUCCACCACUCCUUCCCCUGCUCUUCCAUCUCCACCCUCUCCCCUUGUCUACCAGCUGGUCUCUCCCCCCUCCCCAUUGUCCUCCUCAAAUAUUCUGCACUUCAUCCACAAACCAACCUUCAGCUGUUCAUUGUGUGUUCUUCGCGGCGUCACCUGGCCUCCUAUAUCCCUUUCCUCUCACAAUGCCUCACCUUACCUUCUUUACCUGUGAGUCUUGCACAACCACUCGUCUUGUCAGGUUUGUCACGCGUUAGUAUCUUCAGGUAUUUGUUGUUCCUGUAGUUUUACGCCUCUAUCGGCCAGUCCUCGAGUUAGCUUCAAGUUUGUCUUUAUUUGUCUUUUCUUUCUCUUCAUUUCUGUUCUAUCUCUCGCUUCGCUCAAGGGAGAAUGAAUGAUUAUCCGGCGACAUUUCUUCCAUGUCACGUUAAUUCGUUACCUGCUUGACAAGAACUUCGGUGUUUCAGUUCUGCUACGUAUUCUAAUUUUAUUCUUUCUUUUUUUUUUUUUUUUUUUUUUUUUAUUUCCGCUGUCAGUCAGACGGUUAGUGUUGAUCAACGCGAUAGUUUUACUCAACUUCUCUUGUCAGUCAUUAAUUUGUAACUGAGAAACUGUCGCUCUCUCUCUCUCUCUCUCUCUCUCUCUCUCUCUCUCUCUCUCUCUCUCUCUCUCUCUCUCUCUCUCUCUCUCUCUCUCUCUCCUCAUAUUUAAUUAUUCAUGUGAGUUUUAAGCUUCCAUCUCUUUCAUCUUAGUAAAUAUUUUUGCCUUCGAGCCUUUUUCAUUCCACUUUAUUGCCUUUUAUUUCUAUCCCUCUUCCUUCAGUCCCCCUCUCCAUCCCCCUCUCCCCCCUGCCUCCCUCCACACCUGCCUCUCACCUGUGCUGGGGCCAGGUAUGGAAGCCCACAGGUGUAUAAUGUCUAGUCACUUAUAAACGUGUAAUAAUGAAUUGAGUGUUGGAGAGGAUUAAGUCCUUGUGUAUUUUUCUAUACAAAAUAAACAUUAAAAAUUGCUCACC